AUGGAUUCAAACCAAACAGGUGGCCCAGGGAUAAAUAAACUCAGAGACCCUUCCACGCUGUCAAAGGAAACACAUCACCAAAAUAACCAGAAUUCUCACUGUGGAACCGAUGUGGCCCGUGCGCGUUGGAAACUCCUGCGACAGAUUUUGAAACAGAGACAGCUAGACAGUACUGAAGUACAGCAAGUCUCUGUGCGUAGAUUCUCCUCCUUCAACCUGUUCUCCAGGACCAGGGUCAAACUCUCAGAUAGUGACGACCCUACUGAUGGACAGUGGGUUGAAUACAGAAGUGCCUCUUUUCCUCAGUACAGUGCCUUACUUAGAGAUAAUCUUGGGCCUAUCCGAGUGGAUGAGGUACUCAGCAGUUUCGAUAACACUGGAAAUGUUUGUGUCUGGCCCUCCGAAGAGGUGAUGGCCUACUAUUGCCUGAAGAAAUGUCACAUGUUCAAAGGUUCCUCAGUGUGUGAGCUGGGAGGAGGAAUGACCUGUCUUGCUGGGCUUAUGGUUGCCGUUUCUGCCAAUGCGAAAGAAGUGCUCCUAUCUGAUGGGAAUGAGAAAGCCAUCCACAAUGUUCGCGGCGUCAUCGAGCGAAACAGACAGCAUGGAAUCUUUGCCUCCACCAGUGUUACCAGCAGGGUUGUGAGAUGGGACAACGAGGCAGAUGUCUCAUCACUGGAGGGCCAUUUUGACGUCGUAGUGUGCGCUGACUGUCUGUUCCUUGACCAGUACAGAGCCAGCCUUGCUGAUGCAAUAAGAAGAUUACUGCGGCCCAGUGGCACGGCGUUGGUGUUCGCUCCCACAAGAGGAAACACAUUAGCGGAGUUCUGUGAAAUGGCGGAGGGAGCAGGAUUGUGUGUGUGUCGUUAUGAGAACUACGACCAGCAUGUGUGGGACCUCCACCUGAAGAUGAAGAGAGAGGGCAAGGAGGUGUACGAUGAAAACAUCCAUUACCCCCUCCUCCUCACUCUCUCCCACAGGCCCAGUCAGGCCCGCUGA
Messenger RNA from Chanos chanos (milkfish), 996 nucleotides. It is a transcript of the gene camkmt, whose product is annotated as calmodulin-lysine N-methyltransferase. The transcript is spliced from 11 exons. Gene Ontology annotation, cellular component: cytoplasm. Gene Ontology annotation, molecular function: calmodulin-lysine N-methyltransferase activity. Lineage: Eukaryota; Metazoa; Chordata; Actinopteri; Gonorynchiformes; Chanidae. The record is from RefSeq and is a predicted model, not a curated record. The coding region runs from base 1 to 996 and encodes 331 amino acids.